CUCGUGCCCCCUCCCCCCUUCCCCCCCCUGUCCCCCCACCUCCUCCUCUUCCUCCUCCUCCUCCUCUUCUCAGCCGGCUCCCGCUCCACCUUCUCAGAGCUCCUCCGGACGUCCUGCAGAGUCGUGGAUAAUUCAAAAAUGGCAGAACUUUUUAUGGAAUGUGAAGAAGAAGAGUUGGAACCAUGGCAGCAGAAAGUAGAAGAAAUUCAAAAAAAAGAUGACGAUGAUGAGUUGAUCUUUGUGGGAGAGAUAGCAAGUUCCAAACCAGCCAUUUCAAAUAUUUUGAACAGAUGUAGUCCUGGCUCAUCUUCAAAGGGACUAAAGAAUGACUCAUUCAAUCCAGAUAAUUCUAAACCUACAAGUCAACAGUACAGAAAUCCAUCACCUAAUCCAGUGGCUACUUUGCCUGAAUUUCAUCCUGAAUCCAAAUCUUCAGAGAGUUCUGGUUUUCAGACUGUUUCUAAACCUAGUUUUUCAAUGACUUCAUCACAAGAUGAUCCAGGUACUUCUUCUGUGUUACAAUUAGACUCAACCAACGAUACACCAUCCUCCAGCAUACUGAAAAAGAGUACAGAAGGUAUCGAUCAAACUUCAUUAGGAUUAAAACAUCCUUCCACUUCCAAAGUAAGCAGUGUUAAUCCAAAAAAGCCAAAGACCAAUGAAAGUGUUUCUGAAACAAGUCCUUCUGAGACUUUCUCCCAGGUGGUAGUAUCAAAUGAAAAUACCUCAUCAUUUCACUCUAAAACUGGAGCACCUUCACUAACAUCUUGUCCAAAGUGCAAUGUUAAGUUCAGUUAUUUGGAUCCUUUGAAAUGCCACAUGAAGCGUUGCUGCCCAGACAUGAUAAAUAAUUUUCUGGAGACUCUUAAGUCAGAACAUUCAAAGGCUGAAAACAAAAGUAACAUUGUCUUAGAAAAAGGAAAGUUGAUUAUGCUAGUUAGUGAUUUUUAUUAUGGAAGACAUGAAGGAGCUGUUGAGGAAGAACUGAAGACUCACACAACUUUUAAAUGCUUCAGUUGCUCGAAAGUUCUUAAAAAUAAUAUUAGGUUCAUGAACCACAUGAAACACCACUUAGAACAUGAAAAACAGAACAUUGAGUCCUGGGAAAACCAUACUACGUGCCAGCACUGCUACCGACAGUAUCCCAACCCCUUCCAGCUACAGUGCCACAUUGAGAGUACACACACUCCUCAUGAUUUUUCUACUAUUUGCAAAAUCUGUGAAUUGUCUUUUGAAACAGAGCAUAUGCUUUUACAACAUAUGAAGGACACUCAUAAACCUGGUGAAAUGCCAUAUAUUUGCCAGGUUUGCCAGUUUAGAUCAUCAAUAUUUUCUGAUGUAGAAACUCACUUUAGAUCAUCUCACGAGAACACUAAGAACUUGCUAUGUCCAUUUUGUCUCAAAAUUAGUAGAAUGGCAACCCCUUACAUGAAUCAUUACAUGAAGCAUCAGAAUAAAGGAAUUCAUCGUUGCCAAAAAUGCAGACUACAAUUUUUGACCUGCAAGGAGAAAAUCGAUCAUAAGUUAGAGCAUCGUACAUUUAUAAAGCCUAAAGAACUAGAAGGAUUGCCAACUGGAACAAAAGUUACUAUUCGAGCUUCACUUGGAUCUGCACAAUCAAGAUCAUCAAGCCCACCUUCUAGUUCUAUUCCAAGCACUUCUCUUCAAGUCUCAGCUUCAGAGUCUACAAAUACAACUACUAAAAACAACUCAAAAGUACUUGGAAAUAAAAGUAAGAUAAGUAAGCCUCAGAUAGUUUUAACCACAGUGUCUACACCCAGUACAAGUAAACCAGGACCAAGUGCAACUAAAUCCAAAGCCAAGACCUCCAACAAGCAAAAGAAACAGCGCACUAGGAAAGACAAAUUCAGUGUAGCUUUGAAGAACUUAAGAUGUCACCAGGGAACUCACACGUGUAUUGAGUGCCAUUCCGAAAUAAAAGAUUUUCCGAGCCACUUUUCUGCAGAUUUAAAUUGUAAUUUUUGCAAGUACACCACUAAUUGUAACAAAGCCUUUACAAAUCAUAUGAGCUCUCAUAGUGACCAUCCAAGUAAACAGUUUUAUAUUUUUAAGAGGCAUUCAAGAACUCUCAGGGGCAUCACUCUAGUGUGCCUUAAAUGUGACUUCCUAGUUGAUACUUCUGGCUUAGACCGUAUGGCUAAACACUUAAAUCAACGUAAAACUCACACUUGCCAAGUUAUAAUAGAAGAUGUUCCUGAAAGAACCUCAACUUCUGAAUCCACUUCUGAAUGCAGAAGCAACACAGAAAUUUCAAAAAAUGUCCAGUGUACUCCUGGACAGUGUCCCCCUUCGUUGGACACAACUGAUGCCUGUUCUCUCUUUCCAAGGAAUGUGAAUUGUUUGACUGUGAGACCUGUUUCAAUUUGUAGCCUUGGGAAUUUAUCUGUUGUUAGGCAGAGUCCCUUCCUACCUGAUUGGCCUUCCAUAAGGCUGAUGUUCAUUUGGCCAUCAAUGACUUCAAGGUCUACCAAAUUGAACACAUCUUCCCACUGGGGGCUUUGGUUCUUAAGUUUAGGCUUAUGAAUUGAUACUAGUCAUGAAAGCCCAUCAAGUAAGUGCUUUACCAUACAAGUUCAAGUUUAUCACUUUGCCUGAAGUCCUUUAUCUUCCUCUAAGCAUGAAUACAGUCUGAGGUGUAUCAAAAACCUGACUGUGUAGAGAGUGAAGAUCACUUUCAUGUUCGUGGAAAAGCAAACUUUGUGAAGUUCUGGCUCCAAAGUAAGUUACUUAUCUUGCCAUUUAAAGUUUUAGCCAGUAAUCCAAAAGUUCUCAAUAGUGCUAGUACUUAAAUUCUUGAUUUUUGUCAUUGACCAAGUUUAUUGAUGACUAAUUUGUAUGUCUACUUUCAUAAUUUCUGAUUCUUUUGUUCUGUUUGUUCAAAAUGCCAAAAAAAUUUCUUUAAAUUUUUCUAAAGAUUUCAUGCAACUACCUGUUGGUAGUUUUUUUUCUUUCUUUUUCUUUCUUUUUUUUUGUUUGUUUGAUUUGGUUUUGGUUUGUUUUUUUGUUUGUUUGUUUGUUUUGAGAAAAGGUCUCUACUAUAUAGAUCAGGCUGACCUUGGCCUCACAAAUUUCUCCCUGCCUCGGCCUUCCAAGUGCUGGAUUUAAAGAUGUGUGGCACUUGUUCAGCUCAUACAUGCUCUGUCUAUCUUGAGACUAUCAUUAACAUCUUAGGGCUCAGGAAUUCAAAGACAAAGAACAAAACUCCCCUUACAGAUCUUAAGUUUUAAGUUACUUUGCCAUUCACUUAAUAGUUAUCUUCUUAGCCAUUGAUGUAAUUCUUUUAGAUAAAAAUAAUAUAUUCAAAAAUAUUGGGACCAAAUAAUGCACUUGUUUCUUGCCCACAUAUAUAUAGAGAGAGAUGUAUAUUUUUUUUAUUUUGGUGUUUGUUUAUUUUGGUUACAUUGAACAUAGUUUUUUCUGAACAGUUUUGAUGUU
Messenger RNA from Mesocricetus auratus (golden hamster), 3456 nucleotides. RefSeq names its product zinc finger protein 280C (gene Znf280c). Gene Ontology annotation, molecular function: DNA-binding transcription factor activity, RNA polymerase II-specific; RNA polymerase II cis-regulatory region sequence-specific DNA binding. The transcript is spliced from 18 exons. Lineage: Eukaryota; Metazoa; Chordata; Mammalia; Rodentia; Cricetidae. Bases 139 to 2544 code for a protein of 801 amino acids. Gene Ontology annotation, biological process: regulation of DNA-templated transcription. The record is from RefSeq and is a predicted model, not a curated record.